Apus apus (common swift) is the source of this 2177-nucleotide messenger RNA. RefSeq names its product RIO kinase 2 (gene RIOK2). The transcript is spliced from 10 exons. Gene Ontology annotation, molecular function: ATP binding; protein serine/threonine kinase activity. NCBI's taxonomy places the organism in Eukaryota, Metazoa, Chordata, Aves, Apodiformes, Apodidae. Gene Ontology annotation, cellular component: nucleus; preribosome, small subunit precursor; cytosol. Gene Ontology annotation, biological process: maturation of SSU-rRNA; protein phosphorylation. The coding region runs from base 56 to 1723 and encodes 555 amino acids. The record is from RefSeq and is a predicted model, not a curated record.
GGCUGCGCGGGGUGUUGGGGGGGAGGGGGGUUGAGGACGGAACGACCGCGGCGCGAUGGGGAAGCUGAACGCGGUGAUGCUUCGGUACCUCUCCAAGGAGCACUUCAGGGUCCUGACAGCGGUGGAGAUGGGCAUGAAGAACCAUGAGAUAGUUCCUGCUAGCUUGAUUGCCUCCAUUGCCAGCCUGAAACACGGGGGCUGCCAUAAAAUACUGAGAGAGCUGGUGAAGCACAAACUUCUGGCUUAUGAGCGAACAAAAACUGUCCAGGGUUACCGCUUAACUAACGCCGGGUACGAUUACCUUGCUCUGAAAGCUCUGUCUGCCCGACAGGUCAUAACUUCUGUUGGAAACCAGAUGGGUGUUGGCAAAGAAUCAGACAUUUACAUUGUUGCAGAUGAAGAGGAGCAGCACUUUGCCUUGAAGUUACACAGGCUGGGAAGAACUUCCUUCCGCAGCCUGAAAAACAAACGUGACUACCACAAGCACAGGCACAAGAUGUCAUGGCUGUAUCUAUCCCGACUAGCAGCAAUGAAGGAGUUUGCCUACAUGAAGGCUUUGCACGACAGAAAAUUUCCUGUUCCAAAACCUGUGGACUACAACAGGCAUGCAGUUGUGAUGGAGCUGAUUGAUGGCUAUCCUUUGUGCCAGGUGCGCCAGAUGGAAGAUCCUGCCUCUCUCUACAGUGAAUUAAUGGAUCUCAUUGUCAAACUGGCCAAUCAUGGUUUGAUUCAUGGUGAUUUCAAUGAAUUUAAUCUCAUCUUGGAUAACGAAGACCAUGUCACUAUGAUUGAUUUCCCUCAGAUGAUCUCAACAUCCCAUCCAAAUGCUGAAUGGUAUUUUGACAGAGAUGUGAACUGUGUUAAGGAGUUCUUUAAGAAACGCUUCAACUACGAGAGUGAGCUCUUCCCAGCAUUCAAAGACAUCAGGAGAGAGUGUUGUCUUGACAGGGAGAUUGCUGCCAGUGGCUAUACAAAAGAAAUGCAGGAAGAUGGUGAACUGCUAUACCCACCAGGUUCUGAUGAGGAUGAUAAUACAACAGAGGUAGCAGAAUUUGUAGAAGAUGCAGAGAGUACCCUCAGCUUCUUGACAGAUAAAGAAAACAAUGCAAACUUCAUGUGUGAAGUGGGUAGUUUCUCUGAAAGGAAACCCUCUGAGGACUUCACAUCUAGCAACGAAGAGGCUGUUAUAACUGAAAGCAGUGAAAAUACAGAAAGGCUGGAUGUAUCAAAGCUGAGUUCAGCCUUACAAGAAGCUGAAGGGCAAGCUGUGCUUUGGAAGUCUGGUGAAGAAGGUGCAGAGAGUUCUGAACUUGCUUUUUUUGAGGGCAGAAGCACAACUGAGAACACUGCUGAAGUCAAAAAUCAGACGUGGCAAGAAGAGCACUGUAGUGAUAAGGAGAUAGAAGAAAAAUGCCCUGAUCUGGUUGACUUAUCCAGUUUAAAUAAGAAAUUCAGGUAUGACAGAAAUGAAGAGGGUGUCGUGCAUCUUGUUGAGCACAGAACAAGGUCUGCAAGUCCCACAUCUGUCAGAAGUGUUGGGAGCUGUUCAACCAUUCCAGUGGAGCUGGUGAAACAGAAGGUGAAACGUCAGCUGAGCAAACACCAGAAGGCUGCUCUAAGGCAGAGGCUGCAGAAAGGAGAAGCAAAUAUUUACACCAAACAACGUCGGGAAAAUAUGCACAACAUUAAGUCAAGCUUGGAUGCAGCUAGUUUCUGGGGGUAAUUUAUUAAAGAAUAUGAGAAAACUUGUCAUUUAUAAAGGUUAAAUAAUUAUGCUCAUAACCAAUAAUCCUUUAAUACCAAUGGAGUCUUCUCUACACCUAAUUACUUUAUUUCUGGAAGUGAAUAAUCCUCAUUCUGAAUCCUGUGACUUCAUUUGGGGGAUUUAGCUUUUUGUUUCUGGUUAAAAAGCAUGGACUGUAAUUUAAAUUAAAUUAGUAGUACCAGUUAAGAUAAUUUGAACUACAGUCAUUUCCAACAGUAUCAUGUUGGAAAUAAUUGCACUGUGUUGAUUUGGAGUAAGAAGCUUGUGCUGUGCAGAGGAUGCCUCAGAAGAGGGAAGGAAGGGAUAUUUUUUAAACCAGGUUUUGUAAUGAUACAAAAAUUUCAAAUGCUGCCCUCGUGUAAUAAACACAUUUUUUUUGUUUAAUUAAAAAUGACAAAUAUGAACCUGAUAA